AUGUUUUUCUUCAAAGAAAGCAUCAUCACUUGGUUGAUCCUUAUAACCAUUGUACUUUACAUCCUCUAUUCUUUCAACCUUCUCCUCUUUAACAAUGACCAACAAGAUUGUUCAACUUCCACAACCAUUUUAGAUGACACUACAACCCAAGACCGCCUUCAAACCAUUAGUUAUAAUAUAUCAUCAACUACAGCUACCCUUGAACAGAAUCAACGAAUAGAAGAGAAAGAAACAAGACAGAAUAAUGAUGAAGCAGAACAAGAAGAAGAAGAAGCUGGUGCUCAUGCAGAAGAACCACAAGAAGAAGAUGAAGAAGAAGAAAACAAAUCCCCUGUGGUAGUUCGGUUAACCCCUAAUCAAAUGUCUGGUAGAAAAGAAACGGAGCUUAAACAUAUUGUUUUUGGGAUAGCUGCUUCAUCAAACUUAUGGCACAUUAGAAAAGAAUACAUCAAAAUAUGGUGGAGGCCUAAACAAACAAGAGGGGUUGUGUGGUUGGAUAAAAAUGUGAGGACUCAAAGAAAUGAAGGGUUACCCGAGAUUCGAAUUUCAGGGAACACUUCGAAAUUCAGAUAUUUGAAUCGUCAGGGACAAAGGUCUGCAUUGAGGAUAUCAAGGGUUGUGACAGAGACAUUGAAGCUUGGAAUGAAGGAUGUGAGAUGGUUCGUUAUGGGUGAUGAUGACACUGUGUUCGUGGUUGAUAAUGUGGUUAGAGUUCUUUCCAAGUAUGACCAUAGACACUUCUAUUAUAUUGGUAGCUCAUCUGAGAGCCAUGUUCAGAACAUACAUUUCUCAUAUGCUAUGGCAUAUGGUGGUGGAGGAUUUGCCAUAAGCUACCCUUUGGCCAAGGAACUUGCAAAGAUGCAAGAUCGCUGCAUUCAGCGUUACCCUGCUUUAUAUGGCAGUGAUGAUAGAAUUCAUGCUUGCAUGGCUGAGCUAGGAGUGCCUCUCACUAAGGAAGCUGGCUUUCACCAGUAUGAUGUGUAUGGAGACUUAUUAGGCCUUUUAGGGGCACACCCUGUGGCUCCACUAGUAUCAUUGCACCACCUUGAUGUGGUGCAACCGAUAUUUCCAAGGAUGACAAGAGUUCGAGGCUUGAGGCACUUAAUGGAAUCUGUGAAUCAGGACUCAGCUAGCAUAAUGCAACAAUCAAUAUGCUAUGACAAGAACAGAUAUUGGUCAAUUUCUGUUUCGUGGGGUUAUGUGGUUCAAAUCCUGAGGGGAGUGUUGUCCCCUAGAGAACUAGAGAUGCCGUCAAGAACGUUUCUAAAUUGGUAUAAAAGAGCUGAUUACACUGCAUAUGCAUUCAACACAAGGCCUGUUGCUAAACACCCCUGUCAGAAGCCCUUCAUUUACUAUAUGAGCAGAACUCAUUAUGAUUCGGCCACGAAACGAGUUGUUGGUGUUUAUUCUCGUGACAAAUCUAAAUCUCCUUACUGCCGGUGGAAAAUGGAUUCACCGGAGAAAAUCACUUCCAUCGUAGUUACAAAAAGGCCAGAUCCUUUGCGAUGGAAAAAGUCACCGAGGAGAGACUGCUGUAGAAUUCUGCCAUCACGUAAGAGCACAACUCUGUACCUGUGGGUGGGCAAUUGUAGAGAGGGUGAAGUUACUGAAUUGUAG
Gastrolobium bilobum is the source of this 1617-nucleotide messenger RNA. RefSeq lists its product as uncharacterized. The coding region runs from base 1 to 1617 and encodes 538 amino acids. Gene Ontology annotation, molecular function: acetylglucosaminyltransferase activity. NCBI's taxonomy places the organism in Eukaryota, Viridiplantae, Streptophyta, Magnoliopsida, Fabales, Fabaceae. The transcript is spliced from 4 exons. The record is from RefSeq and is a predicted model, not a curated record.